This is a messenger RNA of Sinocyclocheilus grahami, 3187 nucleotides long. Its product is annotated as LON peptidase N-terminal domain and RING finger protein 1-like. The coding region runs from base 25 to 1731 and encodes 568 amino acids. The record is from RefSeq and is a predicted model, not a curated record. Gene Ontology annotation, molecular function: protein binding; ubiquitin protein ligase activity. Lineage: Eukaryota; Metazoa; Chordata; Actinopteri; Cypriniformes; Cyprinidae. The transcript is spliced from 11 exons.
UGCCUGUCAGACAGACUUAAAGAAAUGGUAGUUAAAGCUGUGAUUUUGAGGUCUCUCACUGUCUCUGAUUCCCUCUUUCUCUCAGACUCUAGUAACGUGUGGGUGCGGGUGUGCCAUGCCGAGGCUCACAGAGGACUAAAGCAGUACUGUCAGGCUUUAGAAAACUGGGAGAACUGCCUGAUUGCUACCCCAUCCCCAGAGGGAUAUUUCCAGAAAGCAAAAAUUCUCCAAGAGAUGGGUCAUGUAGAUGAAUCUCUGCAGGUCUUCCUUCAGUGUUUGGCAUUGGAUGAACACUUCCAUCAGGCCAAACGAGAAGUGGAAUUGAUCUUGCAUGACCUGUUGGCUCCGGCCUGUGAUAAUGUCAAGGUGUGUUUGAGCGAGACAACCCAUAACACUUCCUCACACUUGCGCAGUAAAACCCUGGUGUCUGAGGGCCAGGAUCAAGACCAGCAGACCCAUUUGCAAGCCCGGCACCAGUCUAUCACGCCAGCAGCAUCUACCCAUCUGUCCCCUACAACCACAGAGAAACCAGGUCGGUCUGAAAGUCUGGAGCGCUCUGGCCUGAGCAGAGCUCACUCCCUUCGUGCUCACGGGAUAGGGGGAGCUGUAGAGGAGGGGCUUAAAAGAGUUAGCUCCGCCCCCCAGUUGGGGGACCCAGUAAAGGGGGUGCUGCUGAAAAGGAAGCUGUCUGUGUCUGAAGCAGGGCCUGGCGUGGCUUACAGCCACAGCAGUAAAUAUAAGAAGCAAGUAGCGACUGCCAGUGCAGCUACUCCUGUAGUUACUGAGGAAACCAAGUCCCAUCGAACCCUGCCAGAAGACCUGCUGGACCCGAAUGAUUUUGAAUGCUCUCUCUGUAUGAGAUUGUUUUAUCAACCUGUCACGACACCCUGUGGUCAUGCGUUCUGCAAAAACUGUCUGGAGCGCUGUCUAGACCACAACCCCCAAUGCCCUCUCUGCAAAGAAAGCCUGAAAGAGUAUCUUGCCUUCAGAAAGUACACAAUCACACAAGUGCUGGAUAAAAUCAUUAAGCAGUAUCUAUCCAAGGAACAUUCAGAGAGACUGAAGCUGCAUGCAGAGGAAACAAACGAGCUCUCAGAUUUAACAAAAAAUGUGCCCAUCUUUGUUUGUACCAUGGCCUACCCCACUGUGCCUUGCCCCCUUCAUGUGUUUGAGCCACGAUACCGUCUCAUGAUCCGACGCUGCAUGGAAACCGGGACACGUCAGUUCGGCAUGUGCAUCAGCGAAACCCAGAAAGGGUUUGUGGACUACGGCUGCAUGCUCCAGAUCCGCAGUGUGCAUUUCCUCCCAGAUGGACGCUCUGUCGUGGAUACAAUCGGAGGAAAGAGGUUUCGCGUCCUCUCACGUGGAAUGAGAGAUGGAUACUGUAUCGCCAACAUCGAGUAUCUGGAGGAUAUGAAAGUCAAUGAUGAGGAGGAUUUGGAGAAGCUACAAGUGUUACAUGAUCAGGUGUACGAUCAGGCCCGUAAAUGGUUCCAGAACCUGGAGAACCGCUUCCGGAACCAGAUCCUGCAGCAUUUUGGGCCAAUGCCUAUGAGGGAGGCUGACAUCCAGGCCACACCUAAUGGUCCAACGUGCUGUUGGUGGCUGCUAGCUGUUCUUCCUGUCGAUCCACGUUACCAGCUGUCUAUCCUUUCCAUGACAACACUAAAAGAACGUCUAGUCAAGAUCCAGCACAUCCUCACCUACCUGCAGAACUUUUCCAGCAACUAGAGCUUCCACCCAAACACACACAGAACUCUAUUUCCACCAGCUAAUGUCUGUGUCCUUCUUGCUGGCCAACAUGCAAAAACUCUAUGGUGCUGAAUGAUGAAGAACUAAUGAGAAUUUAGGGAGACUCCACUGAAAGCCUGACACAGAUUUCUACCUGUGGGGUUAGAUGUAAUUCAUGCCGAGAGUUCUAAGAACAAAGUGUUUUUCGUUGUUUUGUACUACCAAUCUGUUCAUCAACAUCUGACUUUUCUUUGUGCAGAUUCCUGUAGUAUUUAUUGCUGAACAACCUGUCCGUUCUCAUUUAGUUGAAACAGUCUUCUUAAAAUCACAUUUCCGUCUAAUGCCUGUAGCCUCCAUACAGUGCUUUGAUGGCAGAAAUAUUGCUGGAGAGCAUUCCAACAUUUUCAACGUGAUCACACCAUGCUUUGUGUGUGUGUGUGUGUGUGUGUGUGUGUGUGUGUUGAAGUAGACAGGGAGCAUCUGCAAAAACAAAAUCUUCAAGGUACAUUUUUAGGCACCAAGGCAGAAGGCAAGACUAUUCGAAAUAUAUUUUCUUCUUCACUUAAUACUCUGGAAAAACAAAAGCAGGAAUAUUGCUUCCGAGCAUCCAGCCGAGCUUUCGCACAAGAAGUCGUUGUCGCACAGGCAACAGCUGAGUUGCCUAAGACAGAGAAAACUCUGACGAUGCACUUGUAUUCAUUUGGGUUGCUUUUGCAGUAAUGGACGUCAAUGAAGCUAACACUGUCCCAUCCUGUCUCAAGCUUUCAGCUCAGAGGUGGGCAUGAGACUGUUUAGCAUAGAUUUAUUUCUGCCGGGGAAAUAAUUAGGACUUCCAGAUAUCUGGAUAGUUUCGUUUCAGACGUAUCGUUCAUUUGCUGUGGGUUUGCUUUGGUCAAUCAAAAACAGCAUAAACAACAUGUCUCCAUAUUGCAAGUGUCUCUGUUAGUUACAAGCUGCUCUUUGUCAAGUUCUUUAGAAGUCAUUUUAAGAUAUUGCUAAGAUAUUGAUAUAUUUUAUUUGUGUAAACAAAGGGAAACUUGCAAUAUUUUGACAGAUGUAGACAAGUGAAAAACAAACUAUCGUUGGCUGCAACCAGCACCAUACUGAAAGGAGACCCAGCAAGCAUUCUACAUAUUGACAGUGAUGAAUGCUAACUCGCCUGUGUGGUGCAUGUUGUGUGCAAACUAACUUUUGCCUUAUAAUACCUUGCCGCAUUCUGCUCCUAUGGUAUAAUGUAUCGGCUUGGGUUUUUGCAUUCCUGUUGAUGGAGAAAUAAUUCUGUGGUUUAAUUUAAUUCAUUCGCCUCUUGGCCAAAAUCCUUUCAGUGUGAAAAAUAUGUCGGAUAAUGGCUUUGUUGUAUGUAAAUCAUUUUGUUUUGAAAAAUAUUAUUUUUAUAGCUCUGCUCAAAUAUUUAAGUUGUGAAUUUUCAAAUAAAACGCACAUCUUUUUCAUUGUA